ACUAUCAACAAGGGAGACUGCACCAUGUGGAUGGUCAGGGUGGGUUGUGGUGAUUACGGGAGCGAGUUUAACAUGUCAUCAGAUGGUUCCCUCCAUGGCAGGAAACUUAGGCCUCUCAUACCAAGGCCUACCUCUGCCAACUUCUCUCCAAUCCCAAACCCUAAUUCUUCUAUUCGCACUCCCAUUCACAAGGCCAAUCUUUCCACACUCAAUGGGAAUCUGGGUUUUGAUAGUGACUAUCGAUAUAUCGCUGCAGCUACCAUCAAAGACCAAGCCAAGUUGGAUACAACCCCAGCGGCACCCAUAGUGACAUCGCGUUGGAGCCCGACGCCAGAGCAGCUGCAUGCCCUAAAAGAGAUGUAUUGGCGAGGAAUCCGAACGCCCACGAUGGAGCAAAUUCAUCAGAUUGCGGCAAAGCUACGCCGGUUUGGCAGGAUUGAAGGGAAGAAUGUUUUCUACUGGUUUCAGAACCACAAGGCCAGAGAACGCCAAAGACGCCGUCGGAUGGCAGUUUGCACACCUUGUGAGGAACAACCACAACGUGAUAUCCAAACUCUUGAGAGAAGAAACCCAGGGUUGAGCGGGACAGCUGGUUUCGAAAUUGGGACGACAAAGAACAAGGCAGCUUCUUCAAACUGCAGUACUCUUUCAGAGGACUCUGUACCAAUACUUAGAACAGCAGUAUCGGAAAAAGGAACAGAUGGGUGGAAUCAGUUUGAUAAGGAGAGAGAAUUGCAGCAGAUUAUUAUGAAGAGCAGCACAGAAACCAUGCUACCAAAUUGGAUGCUAAUGGAGCCCUAUUCCACUCCACCAAUUCACUUCGUUCACACCGCAAACUCAACCGAUCAAGCCACACAAGAAGCUUCACGUAUCAACGAAUUCAAAGGUGAAAGGAGAGAUAAUCAAACGCUUCAGCUCUUCCCGAUCCGGAGCGAUGGCGUCCGUUACAUGAACAUUGAUGUAGUGCAUCAGCCCAUGGGAGCUGUGGACACCGGCUCCGCUCCAAACCAGUUUUUCGAGUUUCUUCCUACGUGA
Molecule: messenger RNA, 1035 nt
Organism: Rhododendron vialii
Lineage: Eukaryota; Viridiplantae; Streptophyta; Magnoliopsida; Ericales; Ericaceae
Product: WUSCHEL-related homeobox 6-like
Exons: 4
Coding region: 25-1035 (336 amino acids)
Biological process (GO): plant organ development
Molecular function (GO): DNA-binding transcription factor activity; DNA binding
Source: RefSeq, a predicted model, not a curated record